Molecule: messenger RNA, 1257 nt
Organism: Camelina sativa (false flax)
Lineage: Eukaryota; Viridiplantae; Streptophyta; Magnoliopsida; Brassicales; Brassicaceae
Source: RefSeq, a predicted model, not a curated record
UCGACCCAAUAUAAAAAAAAAAAAAAAAGGUUCUGAUCUCAACAAAAGUUUGAAGAGUCAAACAAAACAAACCUGUUGAGUUCUCUCAGAAGUAGAAGGAGAAGAAGAAUCGAAGAGGAUGAAGAAGCGAACGAUGUACGCAUGGGGAGCAGCGAUUAUAAUCUUCAUAGUUCUAAUGAUCGUCACUCCCACCAUCCCUCAAUCUCAGGCUUACCACGAUUUCGCCGAUCAACGCUCCUAUUUCGGAUGGACUUGCUUUUACGUUGGUGUUGCUGCUGUUGCUUUUGGAUCUUCUUACUAUCAUCUUCACCCUAACGAUGCUACUCUCCUCUGGGAUCGUCUUCCUAUGACUAUUGCCUUCACAUCAAUCAUGGCUAUAUUUGUAAUCGAGAGAAUUGAUGAGCAUAAGGGUACUUACUCCAUUGUUCCUUUGCUUCUCGCUGGCCUUAUUAGCAUUUUGUAUUGGAGGUUUUUCGACGACCUUAGACCAUAUGCUUUAGUACAGUUUGUUCCCUGCAUUGUUAUUCCCUUGAUGGCUAUUCUAUUGCCUCCAAUGUAUACACAUUCUACGUAUUGGCUCUGGGCUGCAGGAUUUUAUCUCUUAGCCAAGGUGGAAGAAGCUGCUGAUAAGCCUAUAUAUAGCUGGACUCAUCAUAUUAUUAGUGGCCAUUCUCUGAAGCAUUUGUGCGCUGCUAUGGUCCCUGUCUUCCUUACCCUCAUGCUUGCAAAAAGAACCGUUCAAACUGAGAGGAUUAGCUUGUAUACAACAUGGAAGGUAUCAUGGACGAGGAGUAAAGGGAAUGGCUCCGAGGAAGAGAGGUUUGAUUAUAGCUACUCUAACGUUGCAGUCGAAGAGACUCGAUAGAGGUUAUGUUGGUGAUUCUCGUAUAUUGUAAGACCUUUGAUAGUCGUGGUUAAGAUCAUUGAUUGGCUAACAGAAGUUGUUAUAGGUGGUAGAAGUAGUUACACUUGCACCCUUUUGCAAUCUUAUCAAAUGCUACAUUUUACCAUAGAUGUGUUGCCCCUUUGUUACCAAUCAGUUAUGUUUGUCAUUUUUUGAUGUUAUUCCUUGUAAUUGGAAAAAAAACGCCAUGUUCUUAUUAGCAACUCUGGUUCAAGAACCAAAUCUACUGACCAAAUUGGAAAACAAGUUUGCCUUAGUUUACACUAGUAUCAUCAAGAUAAGCCGUUAAGUCUCCUAAUAACAGAGACGACACCUUGAAAUCCCAACUUCCCAUCUCCAUUUGCCACCAUUCC